AUGAUACUCCUGUGGAACACUAUGGAAAGAAAUCAUCGAAAAAAUCCGAUAUUAAAUGAAAAACCUAUUCAAUCGAUUCCUAUACCACCAUUGACAUCUCAAUUAAAAGAACCAGUUCCUAAACAAGUUAAAAUACUUCCUAUAUUAACUGAAAAGCCAAAAAAAAAAUCUAAGAAAAAGAAAAUAACUGAAAAACAAGAACAAUCAUCAAUAUUGAAAUCUAAAUACAAAGGAGAACCUAGUGAUUAUAAAGAAUUAUUAUCACCAGCUGAUGAAGAAGAAAAUCAUCUAACUUCUAUACAUCUUCCUCCUCCUGCUACUACAGAAAAACCUAAGAAAAAGAAAACUAAAGAAAAAAAAUCAUCAUCAGAAACAACAGUAGAUACAAAUACUUCUGCGCCACUCUUAUUGGACAUUAUGACGGAUGAUAUUCAUCCAACAAAUCAACCUGAGCAACAAUACAAUGAACAAGAUACUUAUAAACUAGCUGCUCAAUCUGACAAUUUGACAAUUGAAUAUUCGAUUAAUCCGAAUCCAUUAAUAGCUCAACUUGAUAUAACAUUUCUUUUAAAAAAUCGAACAUCAUUUAUUAUUGAUCAUAUUAAUAUUCAUGUUAUUGAUAGUAUGAGUUUGAAAUUAUUAAAUACAACAAGUACAAAUUUAAUAUCACUUCCAUCUAUAAAUCUUUUUCCUCAUUCACAAAAUUAUAUUCAUAUUUAUUUUUCAAUAAAUGCUAUAUCAUUUUCUCAAAAAUUAAAAGUAACAUUAACUUAUUCUAUAAAUGUAUGUUGA
Molecule: messenger RNA, 792 nt
Organism: Rotaria sp. Silwood1
Lineage: Eukaryota; Metazoa; Rotifera; Eurotatoria; Philodinida; Philodinidae
Source: the annotation of a GenBank genome assembly